CCGUGCUUUCAAGUUGUCCGUCAAAAGAUGGCCAAGUUCAGUCCGCACCAGCUGUCGAAUCCUCGGGCGAAUGUCUUCAUCCUGGUCAAUCUGGGAUGCGAAAUGCUCUACGUGAUCGAUCAGCGGCUGAAGGCCCAGCAGAUUGCACAGGAUAAGUCAAUUCAGGUUAUUCACGAUGUGACCGCGGUGCUGCUGGAGCCCAAGUUUAUAGACUCCUUGCUGAACGGAUCGAAACACAAUAAUGCCCAGCUCCUGACCGCCGAGCACUGCAAGUUCAUGCUGAAUGACAUCGCCACCUGCUCCUUGAUGAGACUCGAUGACCAGUCGAUGUCCAAGCUGUGGAACCUGAUGACCAUGGUCUACAAGUGGCAGCUUUUCGUGUCCCGACAUCAGCACCACCUGCUGGAGAUUACCUUCCGGCACUUGGAGGCGGUCAAUAGGUUGUAUCCCGAUGCCAAGCGACACAUGUUGAUUGACUUCACGAAGAACACACUGCUGGAUUUCUGGAACGCCAGCGGGGAGGAAGCCCAGCUGUCCAUUUACCAGACGAACCGCGCCUGGCUGCAGUGCUUCAACACCAAGAUAUCGCUGCUGAUUCGCCUGGGAUUCCAGGCCAUGGACGGGAGUUUCUUCAAGGAGGUGGACCAGGAAUACUUCACGGAGUAUGUCCAGUCGGCGGGCGAUAAUAUCUAUGUGAAGAGUGCAGAGCAGCGGGAACAGCAGGAACGGGAGCCCAACAGCAUGGAUCAACUGGCCGCCCAGCUGAACAUCAGUCCACCGCAAGGCGAGGAUCUGCAGCCGAUCAAUGCCCGCCAGUUCCAGCAGCAGUUCGAGCAGGCCUUCGGCAAUGUGAUUUUCGAUGAUCCGGUGGCCAGCAGCUCCUCCGGCUGCGAGUUUGUCCAGCUGGAGCCCACGACGCCAUCUACGGCGAUGUCGCGGGGUGGAUCCUUGCUGAACCAGAACCUGCUCGACUUGUACAGCAAAAUUCCUUAGAGCCAGUGCCUUUCGUUU
Messenger RNA from Drosophila rhopaloa, 1011 nucleotides. It is a transcript of the gene OSCP1, whose product is annotated as protein OSCP1. Gene Ontology annotation, biological process: transport. The transcript has 2 exons. The record is from RefSeq and is a predicted model, not a curated record. Gene Ontology annotation, cellular component: plasma membrane; cytoplasm. The coding region runs from base 28 to 993 and encodes 321 amino acids. Lineage: Eukaryota; Metazoa; Arthropoda; Insecta; Diptera; Drosophilidae.